UUGAGAUUUAAGGGUCUGGGCAGAGGGCUGCAGAGUGGACACCAGAGAGGAGCUGAGGAUAAUCAGACUGAAAGCUGAGGUUAAAGAGCAGUGAAGGACUUUUGUACUGGAGUUAUGAGGGUGGGACCUGCAACCUUGGCUGGGGGGAUAUUUGGGGUAGUGGGGACAUUGUGCUUCUUCAUUGCCUUCACUACGGACUACUGGCUGGUGGCCAGUGACAACUGUGGACCGUAUACAUGGCCCACACAAACAAGACUGACAACAGAUGCCAAUGGGACUGAGAUCGAGAUAGUGGAGGCAGUCACUGUUUCUCCUCCACCUCUCACUCUGCACCACGAGGGCUUCUUUUGGCGGUGUGUGUUUCAGGUGGAUCCCUCGGCGAGCGCACACCUGGCCAUUCUCUUCACCAACCAGCCAGAAUCCAAGGUGUGUAUCCAUGGUUACCUCUUUCCCCUGCCUGUUGCAGUUGGACAGGUGCCUCAUCCAAGUUAUGAUGCGACAGCAGUGUUUCGGGGUUUCUGGACCGUGCUGAUAAUCUUUGGCCUGGUCGCUGCUCUAACUGGAGGCUUCCUGUUGGUCUGCGGCAUCCCCUUCUUCAGCCACAAACUCUACAAAGUGGGCGGUGCCUUCCUCAUCGCUGCUGCCCUCUUGUUCCUGUUCCUGCUGCUGCUCUACGUGCUGUGGAUGGAGGUGAUGGACGUGAAGCGCUACGUCCUGCAGGAGAGGGGGGAGACGUGUCCCGAUGCUCAGGUGUCUGUGCUCUACGGCCUGUCGUUCAUGGUGGCUGCCGCCGGCGUUCCUCUGGUGCUCGUCUCUGGGAUGGUCUUCAUGCUGGUGGGCCGUGCGCUGAGAGGCAGCAAGUGAGCCUGCCAUCUGGCCUGCAGCGGAAGAAAGGACUGACCUUUUUAUCUGGUGCACUGGGACACAGCAGCACACUCAUGGGAUGUUAAACUGGCUGGAAAGACGUGAUCAAUAUUGCAGUAGCACCCUUUGGAUGUCAAAACAGUCAGAUACACUACUUUUCUGUUUUCCAUAACUUUGCUUUAUUUAUAUGAGAAAAAUAUGCAUUUCUAAGAACAUUAAUGUCACAACAAGAACAUUAAUGUCACAACAAGUCAAUGUUAGAGGGUUAUUCAGAUUAUUCAUUUUUCAACUUUAAAUCUUGCCUCAUCCUAACAGUAAUGCAAAGUUGUUACAAUAUGAUUAACCAAUCGUCAACUGGGUCCAUCCAGGCUAAACUAAGAAAAUUCUGCUACUUACUAACAGCAGGGCAAGAAUACCACAAACUCAACCAAACUGCUAUCAGGGUUAGGGUUAAGCUGCAUUCACUUGACAAGGUGUAAAACGGCUCUGCGCUGAUGCUGUUGUGUUUGUAUGGUGCUCUGACCCCAUUUACCACAAAUCGCGUUUCACGUGACUGCAGCAAUAGGGUUAGGUGUCACUUGAUAGUUCGAGGUUUCACUUGUUUAAUGCUUUUCAACUCACUUUCUUUGCCGCCAAACAUUUUAGCUUGAAUGGGUGCUUUGGGUGGGGAUAAAGGUCGCUCACCAAGAGCUUUAGCUAUUUUUGUAUUUUUGUUUCACUGAAAAGCCCUCUGGCAGCUCAACUUGUUUUUUCUCUAAUAUUGAACUCAGUGAAGACUACACUCUUCUGUAACUCACUAUUAUUUCUCAUGGAACAAGUGUUAUAACAAGACAGGACGGGCCAUUGGUAGUCAGUUAGCAGUAGAUAUCUCUUCACAAUACAUUGACUUAUUGGACAUAAAGUCAAAACUGUUACUUCUUCACAUUCUGUUGAUUCUUUUUUACUGUUUGUAAGUGAAAUUCUGGGCAUUUCUUGGACAUUGUACCUUUAAGGAGCAAUAUAAUAAUGUAACAACAUUGUGUACAUAUAUUUCUUCCACUGCUGGCAUUGUACAGAUGGAUGUUUUUUUCAUUAUUGCUGCAAAUAAUGAGUCCAAACAGCUGAAUGGGAGAAAUGUAGUGCUGAACCAGCUGUGUCUCCUGUCCUGAUUUUGGAACAUGAUCAAAGUAGGCUAGCUGGA
Notothenia coriiceps (black rockcod) is the source of this 2044-nucleotide messenger RNA. RefSeq names its product transmembrane protein 182-like. The transcript is spliced from 5 exons. The record is from RefSeq and is a predicted model, not a curated record. Bases 115 to 864 code for a protein of 249 amino acids. Gene Ontology annotation, cellular component: membrane. NCBI's taxonomy places the organism in Eukaryota, Metazoa, Chordata, Actinopteri, Perciformes, Nototheniidae.